GACACAUGUCCUGGUUGAUUAGGGGGAGCAGAGGCCACAGUUCUCUCCCACGGCAGUGCUGCCUUGCCAGUCCUGCACUGCUCUGUCGGUCCUGUGGCCAUGAGGACUUUUCUGCUAACUUUGGCUGUGCUACUGCUCUUGUUCCAGGUCAUUCCAGGCAGCCCUGAAAGAUGUUGGAAUCAGCGUGGUGCCUGCCGGGAAAAAUGCAUAAAGAGUGAAAUAUUUUUCGUGUUCUGCGUGAGUGGGAAAGUGUGCUGUGUGAAGCCCAAGGACAAGCCAAAUUUAUCACAGAAGUGAGCUGGUGCCGUGAAGUCCAAGGUCACGAACGCAAAGAAAAGCCUGCGUAGUCUGUUCUCAGUAGAUUUCU
Octodon degus (degu) is the source of this 367-nucleotide messenger RNA. RefSeq names its product beta-defensin 122-like. The transcript is spliced from 2 exons. Gene Ontology annotation, biological process: innate immune response. Gene Ontology annotation, cellular component: extracellular region. The record is from RefSeq and is a predicted model, not a curated record. The coding region runs from base 100 to 297 and encodes 65 amino acids. Lineage: Eukaryota; Metazoa; Chordata; Mammalia; Rodentia; Octodontidae.